AUGCCCUAUGAAGACGGUUGGCGUGCUAUAGUUGAGGCUAGGGAGGGGAAACAUACCGCCUACGCCCCGCUCGCCCGGUUCCUGCGCUUCGGCGGCUUCACGGACGGAGAGCCAGGGCGCAGUGCUCAACACUGCGAUGAUGACAGGGAGAACUCUGCUAGGAGGCGGUUGUUACACUUACUGCAGACUACGGGAGUCAUUACCGUAAUGGAGGUUGUGUCUCGCUGGCGUGGAGGAGUAAACAUUGGCCCAGACCGCUUUCGUCACAUUAACAGUGUGGCGAGGCAGGUACUGCAGCAGCUGGGCUUCGUCAAGAAAAGUAGCGACCAGAUCCUGCUACAGUACUGA
This is a messenger RNA of Homalodisca vitripennis (glassy-winged sharpshooter), 348 nucleotides long. Its product is annotated as protein IMPACT-B-like. The transcript is spliced from 3 exons. Bases 1 to 348 code for a protein of 115 amino acids. The record is from RefSeq and is a predicted model, not a curated record. Gene Ontology annotation, biological process: regulation of translational initiation. Gene Ontology annotation, cellular component: cytoplasm. Lineage: Eukaryota; Metazoa; Arthropoda; Insecta; Hemiptera; Cicadellidae.